Rhinocladiella mackenziei CBS 650.93 is the source of this 2397-nucleotide messenger RNA. Its product is annotated as copper-translocating P-type ATPase. NCBI's taxonomy places the organism in Eukaryota, Fungi, Ascomycota, Eurotiomycetes, Chaetothyriales, Herpotrichiellaceae. Gene Ontology annotation, molecular function: ATP hydrolysis activity; ATP binding; ATPase-coupled monoatomic cation transmembrane transporter activity. Gene Ontology annotation, biological process: monoatomic cation transport. The transcript has a single exon. The coding region runs from base 1 to 2397 and encodes 798 amino acids. The record is from RefSeq and is a predicted model, not a curated record. Gene Ontology annotation, cellular component: membrane.
AUGACCUGUGUUGGAUGCGAGCUGAAAAUCUCCAGGUGCUUGGUCACAGCCUUUCCGCGAAUUCAAAAUCUACAAAUUAGUGUGAUUCUUGCUCGGGUGGCCUUUGACCUCGAUACAGGCCAAGCGACAGUUGACCAGGUCAUCGACUAUCUGGGGCGGGCAACGGAGUUCACCUAUGAAAGGAUUGUCAAGAAAGGUCACGAAAUUGACGUUAUUCAUCCCAAAGGUACCAAAGCGCUUGUUCGGCAAGUCAAGCCGCUCGGCGUCACGGGAAUGAAGGCAUUAACAGACGAGAUCGCUCGUAUCGAGUACGACCCGGUGGUACGAGGGGCGAGAGAAGUACUCAAUAAAUCCUUCGACGUCCCUUUGCAACUUGCUCCUAUGAAACCUCCCGAAUCCAUCGAAGCCGGUAGUAAGGAAGUUCGCAAGGAUGGAAUGAUGACCCUGUUUUCGAGUCUCCUGACGAUACCCGUUCUAGUCCUUGCAUGGGCACCUUUACCGCACCAUCCUGUCAUAUAUGGUUCGGUAUCUCUCGCACUGGCAACAAUCAUCCAAAUCGUGGUAGCUGGUCCAUUUUAUCCCGUUGCUUUCAAGAAUCUGGUAUUCUCCCGUCUUAUUGAAGUGGAUUUGUUGAUCGUGCUCAGCACUAGUACAGCAUAUCUCUUCUCAGUAAUUGCUUUCGCAUACCAAGUGAAAGGCGAACCUCUAAGCACGGGUGACUUCUUCGAAGCUAGCACGUUGAUUGUCAGCCUAAUUAUGCUGGGGCGGUUUAUUAGCUCGUGGGCACGUCAGCGAGCGGCCGAGUCAAUUUCGUUCCGGACCUUGCAAGCAUCCACGGCCCUUCUCGUCGACGGCGAGUCAAAAACGGAUUUGGAAAUCGACGCCCGUCUCCUGCAAUACGGGGAUAUUUUCAAAGUAAGCCCCGAAUCACGCAUUGUCACCGAUGGUACAGUGGUGUCCGGUAUUUCCGAGGUGGACGAAUCCAUGGUGACCGGCGAGUCACGCCCUGUGUUCAAAGAAACGGGAUCGGCUGUCAUUGCUGGGUCGAUGAAUGGCUCGGGCCUGCUUCAUAUUCGCCCCAGUCGCCUCCCUGGUGACAACACAAUAAGCGCAAUUGCCGAUAUGGUAGACGAGGCAAAGAUGACCAAGGCGAGAACUCAAGAAAUUGCUGACCGCGUCGCAGGAUACUUCGUUCCGGUCAUUGUGUGCAUCACCAUAAUCACAUUUGCCGGCUGGACAGGAUAUGGGAUCGAAAGAAGAGGGUAUUUAGGCUCUGAGGCCGCCGAAAAUGCCGUCACCUACGCCAUUGCAGUACUCAUUGUCUCCUGUCCGUGUGCCAUUGGUCUAUGUGUGCCCAUGGUUAUUGUGAUUGCGGGAGGCGUCGCUGCAAAGCAUGGAGUCAUAUUCAAGACCGGUCAAACGAUCGAGGUCGCGAAGAAAACCAAUCAUGUAGUCUUUGAUAAGACAGGGACUCUCACGGAGGGGGUCCUGUCCGUUGUGGCCGAAUCAUUCCCUGGCGGUCAGGAGGACUCUAUCAAGCCAAUCAUUCUGGGCCUGAUAGCGGAUAUCAAACACCCUGUCUCCAUUGCUGUCUCUCAAUCUCUGAAGGAUCGCGGGAUCAUCCCCGCUCCCGUUGACGAGGUUACAACUAUCGUGGGGAAAGGCGUACAAGGACUUUCAGAAGGCAAGAAAAUAUCUGCGGGAAAUUGCCGUUGGCUCGGAAUGGGAAACCAUGUUACCGUCCAGGACUUCCUUUCCAGAGGAUUGACGGUUUUCUGUGUGGUGAUGGACACGCAACUUGAUGCAGUUUUUGGUUUGGAAGAUUCUGUCCGGCCGGACAGCUACAGCGUCAUCUCUGAACUCCAAAGGCGCGGUAUAUCUGUGUCCAUUGUUAGUGGUGACGAUGAUGGGGCUGUCCAGAAACUCGCUUCCACCUUGAGCAUUCCACCGUCUCAGGUGCGCUCUCGUUGCUUGCCCAAAGAUAAACUGGAGUUCCUCCAAGAGAUCAUGACCGACAAGCGAUCUGUGGUUAUAUUCUGUGGAGACGGCACCAAUGACGCACCGGCACUGGCUCAAGCCAACAUCGGCAUUCAUGUGAAUGAAGGCAGCGAGAUUGCACAAAGUGCGGCCGACGCCGUUCUGGUGAGACCAUUCCUGAGUGGGAUCUUGUGUUUGAUUGACUUGUCCCAUGCAGCGGUCAAGCGAAUCAUUUUCAACUUCUGUUGGUCCUUCACCUACAAUCUUUUUGCAGUCCUUCUUGCGGCUGGUCUUUUUGUCAAGUGGAGAAUCCCUCCCGAGUAUGCGGCCCUCGGGGAGGUGGUGAGCAUUCUGCCGGUGAUUGGGAUGGCCCUCCUUUUACGAUAUAUCAAACUUGAGAGUUGCGAUAGUCAUAGGUAG